AUGACUCGUGCAGAACGUCUGCUCAGAAACUUUUUUGUUGCUGCGGUGCUCUACAUCGGCGUCUUCCUUGGCUACAUCCCUGCACCGAAGUCAUUGGAGGAGAUUUGGUUGUACGUGCCGUUCUUGGUCGUGGUUUCGUUUGGAUUGUGGUGUCUUUACACUCUCGUUUACGGUGUUUUGACGUUCCAGGACAAGGAAGCGGAUUUCAAAGAGCUCGUUAAGGAAAUCGAAACUGCAAAGGCAGAUCUGAGGACGAAGGGUGUUACGGUUGACUGA
Molecule: messenger RNA, 276 nt
Organism: Saitoella complicata NRRL Y-17804
Lineage: Eukaryota; Fungi; Ascomycota; Saitoellomycetes; Saitoellales; Saitoellaceae
Product: dolichol-phosphate mannosyltransferase subunit 3-like protein
Exons: 3
Coding region: 1-276 (91 amino acids)
Biological process (GO): GPI anchor biosynthetic process
Cellular component (GO): dolichol-phosphate-mannose synthase complex; endoplasmic reticulum membrane
Source: RefSeq, a predicted model, not a curated record